AUGACGCCAGAAAUGUUUAUCUUUGAAAGUGUUCUUCAUCUAACCGAUGUCCUCUCUUUGUUGCAGCAACCAACAACCAACACCGUGGAGGAGCCUCUGGAUCUGAUCCGGCUCAGUCUGGACGAGAGGAUCUACGUCAAGAUGAGGAACGACCGGGAGCUCCGAGGUCGACUGCACGCGUACGAUCAGCACCUGAACAUGAUCUUAGGGGACGUGGAGGAGACGGUGACGACGGUGGAGAUCGACGAGGAGACUUAUGAAGAACUGUACAAGUCGACCAAAAGGAACAUCCCGAUGCUUUUUGUCAGAGGAGACGGCGUCGUCCUCGUAGCCCCGCCCCUCAGGGUCGGCUAACCCGGGUUGUUUGUGUGUUUGUACCAUGAUGAGAAGGUUUGUGACACGACGGUUCAUCUCCAACGCCGUCCUCCUCUUUGACCCCAGAGUCAGAUCCGACGCAGGAUUUCACUUCCACACAUCAAACGGAGUACUUAAGUUUGGACUGAGGAGACUUUCUGAUCCUUUUUAUUUUGUUAAAUGAUGUUUUAGUUGAUUUCAGAAUAAUUAAUUAUCUGAGUUUAUUCCUCUCCAUCAUCAUAAAGAAAAAAAAGACUCUUUUCUUUCUUCUCCUCUCAGGUUUAGUGUCGUCUUAUUUCCCAUCUCUGCGAGUGUCUCAGACUUCAGACUGAGCCGAGGAGUCACAUGACUUUGAUUUAAAAUGUCUUCAGUAAACUUUUGUUCUCAUCAAA
Notolabrus celidotus (New Zealand spotty) is the source of this 746-nucleotide messenger RNA. Its product is annotated as U6 snRNA-associated Sm-like protein LSm3. The transcript has 4 exons. Gene Ontology annotation, cellular component: P-body; U4/U6 x U5 tri-snRNP complex; precatalytic spliceosome. Gene Ontology annotation, biological process: P-body assembly; mRNA splicing, via spliceosome. Gene Ontology annotation, molecular function: RNA binding. Lineage: Eukaryota; Metazoa; Chordata; Actinopteri; Labriformes; Labridae. The record is from RefSeq and is a predicted model, not a curated record. Bases 1 to 354 code for a protein of 117 amino acids.